Molecule: messenger RNA, 1099 nt
Organism: Aureobasidium musti
Lineage: Eukaryota; Fungi; Ascomycota; Dothideomycetes; Dothideales; Saccotheciaceae
Source: the annotation of a GenBank genome assembly
UUUUGUAUUCUCACCAGAGGCUACUGCUAAAGUGCAUGAUGCUCUAAUCUGCCUGGCCAAAUUUGGCGAGACGGUUUGCAUGGAAGCUCGUGGCGACAUGACAUUUUUCUUGUCAUAUGAUUUUGGCUUGGGACAAGGUGCUAGGUUUACAUGCCAACUCUACAACAAGAGCCGCAUAACAGAUCCGCGUGGCGGUGAUACAUCAAUAGACCGAUGUGAAGUCAGCGUGGAAGAUAAGCCGAAUAAGGUGCAGUGCCGCCUGGUUGUCAGGAUGAUCCUCAAGCAACCACUAGAGACAGCUAUCUCUCUACACAUCCAGGACUUUGAUGACUUUCAUGCCGAAGAAGACAUCCACAUAGUCAUCAAUGUCAAAGACUUCAAAGCCAUCGUAGUUCACGCCGAGACUUUAAAGGCACCAAUGUCUGCUCAGUUCUCUCGUCCUGGAAGACCAUUGUUAUUCAGGUACACUGAUAAAGGGCUGACUUGCGAAUUUAUACUCAUGACAACUGGAAUAUCUCAAGCCGUUCCGCCCGCAACAGCACCAAAAGUGGCAUCUACCCGCCCUGUCAGUCAAGCUUCUAGGCAGCCCUCAGCUGUACCGCUUCGUCCGUCAGGACAAUCGACAGUAGAUCCAGACGCGUCUACAAGACAGCCAUCUGUAGCUUCAGGCAUGCCUUCAAGACAGACUUCUCAUGCAGUAGUACAGACGUUCGAAGACAGAAACACAGAGAUGGCACCUCCACCAAAACCUGCCCCUGCCGCUGGUCUGCGCGAACGACGGGUCUUGGGCAGUCUUGGACGUCAAAUUUCUCAAGCCACAACAACCUCAAACGCGGAUCCUGACCCUGAGAGUUUGUUCAUGCCACAAGGCGACGAAGAUGACAGUCGGUUCGAUCCAACGAAUUUCGACGAAGAGCCAGAGGAGAUGCUGGGCUGGGAUGCCAAUGCAGAUGUCACUGGCGGAUUUCAUCCGACCUUCCGCGAUGCCAUUACUCAUGAGCCACCGCCGCUCAGCCAAAGUCUGAACAGAAGUACACAAGGUCUACCUCCUACGCAAAGACUUUCUCAGGUGCGCUCAUUGCUUUUGUGUCUGAUACUG